UUGCUACACGAGAGCGGAAUAGCGGAACACCACCGAGCAGCGAGAAGCCCGGUGACAAGAACAGCCAUUCCGCUCCUGUGUGCAAACGAAGCAGCCACGUCUGAAUUCACACCACCAUGCCGAGUUUCCGACGAGUGCACCGUUUUUGCGAACACCCCGUCGCAGGCGUCAACUGGCGGCCGACUCGCUUUGUCGAGGAAGUGCCCAGCUCGCGUGUGUGUGGCCUCUGCCGCAUGAUUCCCAAGCGGAUAAUGGUGCUUCCGUGCGGCCACCUUCUAUGCCAGUCGUGCCACGCAGCUACCCAAGGAUCCCGUGGGCGGUGUCCCUUGGAUCAAGAGCCGUUCGAGGAAGCUGAAUGUGACAGCUAUGAUUUGCCUGCUAGAAAAGUGAACGCCUUGAAGGUAUACUGCUGGAAUAAACGACAUGGAUGCGAAUUCGAGGGAUCCAUGGAAGAUAUGCUACGACACUACGAGAACGAGUGCACAUGGUACACCGUGGAGUGUUUGCGAUGUUGCGAGGAAGUCCUGCACAGGAACCUAUCAACACACUACGUGGCCGGAUGCAGAGCCCUGGUUUCUUCAGCACGCGCAGGUAACGCGUCCUCGGACUCUCAAGCAGUGAACCUUCAAGAAGUGACGGCUGCUCUCGGAGAACUGAAGAUGCUCUUGAGGGACGCCAAUCACGAGCAGCUGCUACCUGCGAUCCAGAGUCAAAUGAAUGAACUGAUCGAACAGAUCAGGAACCAGGAGUCCAGGUCGGCCGUGAUCCCUCACGCUGUCGCGGCAUCUGCAAGGUCAGCGAUAGCUCAAGUCACAGCACGGAGUCCCUCGACCUCGUUGCAAGAGGGAACUAUUCAACAGAAUCCGACUGAAGAAGCAGGCACGCCGUCGACUUCUCAGUCCUGCUCGGAGCAGACGUCGAUGCCUCGACAGCUGGAGCCCCUAGUGGACCUGUCGCGAGAUGUUCUCCAAGUCAUGCGCAAAACAUCCUCGCGCAGCCUGGUCGGUUUCUCUGCAGUGAAGACAGGUGGUGGUGCGCAUGCCGGGUCAGCAGCCGAAGGUGAACUCGAAGAGGUUCACAAGACGUGGGAGCUCCGCUCCAAUACCAAUGAGCGUGAUGUUGAACAAUGUGGGGCUGAGGACCGCGCCUUGUGGAACACCACGGUUGACGUAGUGCCUGCCGGUGUCACCAUCAGCCGUCGACAUGAAAAUGCCACCUUUGGAGUUGCAGCCCAUGAUGUGGUCGUCCUUAUGCUCCAGACGGUACUGAAGGCCAAUCUGCAUCUGAAGCAUCUUCCUGCAUGGCUGGCUCGGCCCGCUUUUGUGCAGCACUCGGUCGGGUGCACUCCAGACGGGAAUCAAGCGAGACGGAGGACGUCGUCCCUCGAGAUGGGGGACCAUCACCCCGACGAGGCCGCGGGCCCCAGCCGUCCUGCCGACUGA
Rhipicephalus sanguineus (brown dog tick) is the source of this 1442-nucleotide messenger RNA. Its product is annotated as TNF receptor-associated factor 3-like. Gene Ontology annotation, cellular component: plasma membrane signaling receptor complex; cytoplasmic side of plasma membrane. The coding region runs from base 117 to 1442 and encodes 441 amino acids. The record is from RefSeq and is a predicted model, not a curated record. Gene Ontology annotation, biological process: positive regulation of JNK cascade; protein K63-linked ubiquitination; regulation of canonical NF-kappaB signal transduction. NCBI's taxonomy places the organism in Eukaryota, Metazoa, Arthropoda, Arachnida, Ixodida, Ixodidae. The transcript has 6 exons. Gene Ontology annotation, molecular function: ubiquitin protein ligase binding; tumor necrosis factor receptor binding.